AUGAAACGUGGACCCGUGUAAGUGGAUAAGUGUCCGCCCAUUCGCAUAAUACCUGUACAUCGGUGUUUGUCGCAUACACGUAUGUGUUAGGUGGAGGACUAGCGGCUUCAGCCGCAGCGUCGAGCUGAGCGACCCUAUCAAAAGCGUCAACUUCCUCAGGUACGCACCCACCCACAAACACCCCCACGUGUGUGUAUGUCGUAUGCCUACCUGUGUGUGCGUGUGCUUGCCAAUAAACCAACAGAAUUAUAUACUGGAAGAGCGGUGGCUCAUUCGGCCCCACGCGCGACCCCAGAGGAAGCGUGGACACAAUCACGUGUAUGUAUGUAUGCAUGUUUGUGUCGUGCGUGUGCGUGUUGGUGGCGUGCGGCGUUCCUGGAUUGUCUGUCUCAGCAUGACUGACAAGCAAAUGUUCACAGAGUGACAAGGCGUCACGCAUUCAUUCAUCUCAUGUUCGUUUUGUGUCUGUCUGAGGACGCGCAGGUGUCGGGCACUGCUGCUGAAGGAGUUGGUGCCUCUACUGACGAGCCACCAGUAUCAUCAGCCGCGUCUUCCGCCAAUGGUAACCAUGACCAACACUUUUACUGCAGAAAUACAAAAUCAUGCAGACACGCAGCUGUCUGUGUGUGUUGAUUGACUUGCAGGUGCCCUCAGUGUAUCGUCUGUCAAUCAGCAGCAGCAGCAGCAGCAGCACGAGGGCGCCAGCCUUCGAGAUGUGUUGGGCGCCGUGAUGCCGAGGAUUGCCCAACACGUGAGAAGCUACUCACAGGUGGCCUACUUCCGCCUUAUCGACACCGUCCGCCAGCCGCCCAUUUCCCCUGUGCGCCCCAUCUCCCUCACGGCUAACGUCCUGCUGCCCAUCCUCACCCGCCUGCUGCCCAUUGUGGUGGCGUCACUCGGCCUCGGUGUGUUGGUGGAGGUGCCCAUCCCUCAGCUCACCCAGGGUGUGGCUGUCACGGUGGCCACGAGGAUGCUCAUUGAACAGCUCAGCCGCUGGCUGUUCAUGCUCGAGAGGGGCGGCAAGUGGGCCAGACGGAAACCUGUGCUGGAGAUGCUGUAUUUGCUGAGAGGCAGGAGGCCGCUAGUGCUGGAUGACGACAACUUCGGCGUGUUCGGCGAUCGGACGGCCUUCAUGUAUGAGAGGGAGGCGGUCCGGCAGUGGAAGAUACUCAGCUGGGGUGUCACUGUGGGAGACCAACAGAUGCGAUUGAUGGCGACAAGAUUCUAG
This is a messenger RNA of Vitrella brassicaformis, 1228 nucleotides long. Lineage: Eukaryota; Vitrellaceae. The record is from the annotation of a GenBank genome assembly.